AUGAACGGCACAACAACCAACGGCGUCAAUGGCAAUGGCAACGAGAAACACACAACCUCUUCCUCAUACGCCCUCCCCCAAUCCCACCAAGACCUCAUGACCCGCUCCCUCAUCGACACCGACCCGGAAAUCGCCGAAAUCAUGAAGAAGGAGAUCCAACGCCAGCGCGAAAGCAUCCUCCUCAUCGCCUCGGAAAACGUCACCUCCCGCGCCGUCUUCGACGCCCUCGGCAGCCCCAUGAGCAACAAGUACAGUGAGGGAUACCCCGGCGCCCGCUACUACGGCGGCAACGAACAUAUCGACGAGAUAGAAAUCACGUGCCAGAAUCGCGCGUUGCAGACUUUUGGCCUCCAGGCCGAGGAGUGGGGGGUUAAUGUGCAGCCUCUCAGUGGAUCACCAGCGAAUCUGCAGGUCUAUCAGGCGAUUAUGCGGCCGCAUGAACGGUUGAUGGGGUUGGAUCUGCCGCAUGGAGGGCAUUUGAGCCAUGGGUAUCAGACGCCGACGAAGAAGAUUAGUGCUGUGAGCACUUACUUUGAGACUUUCCCUUACCGCGUGAAUCUGGAGACGGGCUUGAUUGAUUAUGAACAGUUGGAGCAGAAUGCCCUGAUGUAUCGACCUAAGGUUCUCGUGGCGGGGACGUCGGCGUAUUGUAGGGAGAUUGAUUAUAAGCGGAUGAGGGAAAUUGCGGAUAAGGUGGGCUGUUAUCUGAUGAUGGAUAUGGCGCAUAUUUCUGGCUUGGUGGCGGCGGGCGUGAAUGCUUCGCCGUUUCCAUAUUGCGAUAUCGUCACCACUACCACCCACAAAUCCCUUCGUGGACCGAGAGGAGCCAUGAUCUUCUUCCGCCGCGGCGUCCGCAAGACCGAGAUGAAAGCCGGCAAGGAGGUCCAAACGCUCUACGACCUCGAAGGCCCCAUCAACUUCUCCGUCUUCCCGGGCCACCAAGGCGGUCCCCACAACCACACCAUCACCGCCCUAGCCGUGGCGCUCAAACAAGCCCAAACAGAAGACUUCAAACAGUACCAACGCCAAGUGAUCAAGAACGCCAAACAGCUCGAACACUCCUUCCUCGCCCUCGGCUACAAACUCGUCACGGACGGCACAGACAACCACAUGGUGCUCCUGGACCUCAAACCCCAGAAUCUAGACGGCGCCCGCGUCGAAGCCGUCCUCGAACAGGUCAAUAUCGCCUGUAAUAAAAACACCACCCCGGGGGAUAAAUCCGCCCUCACGCCCUGCGGCAUCCGGAUCGGUGCGCCUGCUAUGACGAGCAGGGGCAUGGGGGAGAAGGAUUUCGAGAGGAUUGCCGGGUUUAUUGAUCGGUGUGUUAAGCUCGCGAGUAAGAUCCAGAAGGAGCUGCCGAAGGAGGGGAAUAAGUUGAAGGAUUUCAAGGCGGUGGUGCAGAGGAAGGGGACGGUGGAGGAGAUUGUGGAGAUGAAGGGGGAGAUUGCGGGGUGGGCGGGGACUUUCCCGUUGCCGAUCUAA
This is a messenger RNA of Recurvomyces mirabilis, 1482 nucleotides long. It is a transcript of the gene SHM2, whose product is annotated as Serine hydroxymethyltransferase, cytosolic. Gene Ontology annotation, biological process: L-serine catabolic process; tetrahydrofolate interconversion; folic acid metabolic process. Gene Ontology annotation, cellular component: cytoplasm. The transcript has a single exon. NCBI's taxonomy places the organism in Eukaryota, Fungi, Ascomycota, Dothideomycetes, Mycosphaerellales, Teratosphaeriaceae. Bases 1 to 1482 code for a protein of 493 amino acids. The record is from RefSeq and is a predicted model, not a curated record. Gene Ontology annotation, molecular function: glycine hydroxymethyltransferase activity; serine binding; zinc ion binding.